UCGCACUAUCAUAGUCUCGUUUGUGGCAGGGUUGGUAACCUUUACUCGAGCAGUACACAAAAGUACUUCAGAAGAACAUGUUGAGGACAUACUAACAGAAUUAACUGAAUUAGAAAUUUCUUUUUCUUCUGAUUUAUGAAGAAGAGUAUUAUGCCGUAGCUUACAAUGACGACAUGUAGCUGAGAGGCGACAGCGUUUAACGACAUGCCCAGGUCUUAAACAGUUCUCACAUAAUUUGUUAGAAGAAACAAAGGCUACCUUCUCCUCUAAUGACAUAGACUUGAAAGAUCAACUCAUUAAGCGAUGGUUAUUUUUACAAAAUAAACAUUCCGAUGUUUUAGAAAAAGAAGUGUUGUUUCCGUUUGGCACAGCCGCUACCAAAGACUUGGAACUAUUAAGUUUGUUUUGAUUACUAGAUAAUUGUUUUUGUUUAUUAUCUUGAGGGUCAUGUUUAUGGCGAUAAACGGUUUCCAAUACAUCAGCGCGACGUUUAAGGAAACUGAAGAAAUCAUUAAGCGAAGGUAUGUCACUCAAACUAUUUAUAUGUUCUUCCCAUUUAAAAUAUGUACUAGAACUUAAUUUACCAGCGAUAAAGUAUAUAAUUAAAACAUCCCAUUUAUCUGUAGGUAGCCCUAGUGAAUUAAGUGCACGAAGGUUUUUAGUGACGUGGUCAAUCACAUAUCUUAAGGACUUGUCAUUUUCUUGAAUAGAAUUAAAAUCAAACAAAGAUUUAAGGUGGUUAUUUAUCAACUAACGCUUGUUGUCGUACCGUUCGCAUAAAAGUUUCCAUGCUUCGGAAUAAUUAUUAUGAGAAACCUCCAAGUUAGCAAUCACCCGAGCCGCUUCUCCCUCUAAAUAAGAUUGUAAGUAAUGAUAUUUAUGAAUGCUUUCGAUCUUAUUAUUAUUGUGAACUAACGAAACAAAUGUUUCCUUAAAUUCCAACCAUUUGAAAUACGUACCGUCAAAGUUUGGAAUUUUAAUAACCGGUAACUUAAAACCCAAUGCAUUACAACUGUGAUCGUUAUGAUGACACGUAGCCACAGACGGUUUACUUUGAGAAUCAAUUUCAUUAUCCUCAACUUCAGAAUGUUUCUUAAUUAAGCUUUGGGCCGUCGCUAUACAAUGGUAGAAAUCGUCUUCUAUUAAAUCCCUAGUAACUAACUCGCUACUUUGGUUUUCCUCGUUACUAAUUUCUAUAAGAUUCUGCACCUCGUCAAAUUCAACGAAUAACGUCUCAAUUUUGGAUAACUUCAAUGCGAGCUUGUCUACUUCUAGUUUUGAAAUGGAUUCUACCAAAGCUAAACUGUCUAGACUUAACUUAAAUUUCGUAACGCGCCCUCUAAUAGAACCGCGUUUGGUUAUCAAUUCCUUUAACUUUAAAGAUUCAGACAUUGUAACAAACUCGCAAUGAGCUAACACAAACAGAUGUUAAUAGAUAAAGAAAUAGAUAUAGGUAUAGCAUACGAUACGCUCCUCGCUUUGUUGAUCAGCUGGUGCUCAAGGCUCGCGUCGUUUGCAAUGCAAUGGUAAGAUGGGUCGGAGGGGAGCGCCGGCAGUCCGAUAACAGCGAUGCUCAAGCGAUGCCGUGUUACAAAUAACAACGCACGAUCUCUGAAACAGGUUAAUCCGCGUGUCUUAGUGCACUGGAAACAACAACUAAUCACUCGUAUGACGAAGCGAUGACGGCUUAUAAGUUUAUUACUUUGAAAACUCGGGAGGUAUUUAGUAUGUAAGAGAUUUAAAGAUUUAAUUGAGUGAUAAAUGGGAGAAAGAAGCGAUAAUAGUGGGAUGAUUUGAUAAAAAUUGCUUAGUUUGAAUAAACAAAAGAAAAAUUUUAAGAUGGCGGCGAGUAUCUGAAUAAGUGAAAUUAAUUAGGCGAAUUUGUGUGAAUCCUCUGAAAAUUUAGACCUCUAGAGGUUAAUUAGGUGGGGCCAAAUAGACACAAAUCGAAACGUAGGAAUUUCACCUGACCUGAGAAACUAAGUCCGCUAAAUGCACUGAUUAAGGGACAACACAAUGGGCGUAUUAGUAAUAUGGAACGAGCUCACUUUAAAUAGGCAGCCAAACUGAUCCUUUGCAAUCCACAGGUAGGCAGCAGCACGUAUGUAGCUAAGUGGACUCGUUCUAUGGUGGACCUUGCUCGAUCGGGCUUCCGCGGUCCCAGCAGUUCUAAGAAUGGCUUGGCGAAGGCGGCGUUUUUUCGACCCAGGCAGUAGAUUAGACUAGGAAGACCAGGUAGCAGGACUUCAGGCGCGGUGAUCUUGGAUUUUCAACACGGCCCGUUGCUGGUAAAUUAGAUUAGAUCGUCUUUUGUCGACGACGACGCCAUCCACGCGUCCUCGAUGCAGAACAACUGAGUAGCUGUUGGCUCCGCUUCGAUGCAGGUCCUGUCACGGUCGCCAGUUUUUGUUGGUGAUGAAUCAAACAAGCUUGAAGUUUUCCAUAAAACACAUUUACUCUGGUUUUUAUACAAAUGUAAUAGAAUAUUUUUGGGACGUACAGCGUGAGGCUAUGUUGGCUAGAUAGAAUGAAUGAAUGAACGCGUGAAUGUAUGCCGCAGUAAGUAUACAGAUUAAUUGUAGUCGAUAAAUGAAUGUGUCGUAGACAAGUAGCAACCUUGCAAAAGAUAACUUCAUUAUGUAAAAUGUUCUAAUUUCAGUAGUUUAUGCCUUAUUUUUGGUUUUAACACAUUUAAGAUUUUUAUUGACAUACGAGGUUCGAAUACGAGGUUUUUACCUGCAAACGCACGAGGAAAAGAAAUUUACGGUUGGCAACCCUGACUGUCCUACUCCUCCUAGUCCAGCUUCUACGACAAACAGCGGCAGCAGUAGUUCCUUAGGAUUUUAUCCCCCAAUUAAUUUUUAUUUUUCAACCAGCAGGGCAGCGUUCGAAGAAGUCAAGGCAGAAUUAAAGGACACCGUUCGCAGCCAAGUGAAUUCAUUGUGCAUCACAAUCGACAUUUGGACAUCUCGCGCAAAUAAUUCGAUGCUAGCCGUGACCGGCCAUUAUAUUAAGGAAGAAGAGUUUGUCAUCAAAUCAUUCUUAUUAGAUUGUGUUCCUCUUGUAGAUGCCCAUACGGCGAAAAAUUUAGCUGACACAGUAAAAUCCAUUUGCCUGGAGUGGAAUGUUAGUGACAAAAUUCUUCUGGCCGUAUCAGACAAUGGCACCAAUAUUAAAAGCGCUUUUGAAAGGCAACUGGUGUGGAAACAUUUCCCCUGUGACAUUCAUUUCCCACAUAGUGACAUUUUAAAAAGCCAAGAAAUUACUGAGAUUUUAAAUAAAAUCAAGGGAAUCGACAAUCAUGGGGUCUGACACUUCAAACAAAGCAAUGUAGCGUGAGAAAAAAUGAAACGGUACCAGGAACAAGCCGGUACCACUGCCAAACGACCACUACAGGAGAUUCCAACGAGGUGGAAUUCCACCUACUAUAUAGUGCAAAGAUGUGUGGAAAUCCGAGAACCCCUCAACAGUGCCAUGGUAAACCUUGGAAUGAGCCCUGUCACUAGUUACGAGUGGGAAUUAUGUCAAAAAUUUUGCUACUCCAUCCGUGUGAAGAAGUCACAAGCGAGUUAAGUGGCAAAAAUAUAUUACUGGCUGCCUAGUAAUACCCAUUACGGUAGGCCUUAUAAAAGCAUUGGAGUAGUUAGGGGAACAACAUGUUUUCAUGCCAGAUAUUGACAAGAUACGCCAGGACCUUAUUGAGGAUAUAAAAAGGAGGUUUUCUAAUUUAAAUAAUAGUAAGACAUUUGGAAACUGUAUGUUUCUCUGCCCGAAAUCCAAAUUUUACUUUGACGAUCCACAUGUGGCAGAAGAAACCAAACGUAGAAUGGUUUCCUUAGUUGCAGCUCAACAUUCGCGUGAUGCAGUGACAACAAACCACAUCAAUUUCGAAGCAGUUGAGCCCACGUCUUCUAGCUGUCAAACCAAAUCAAUCUGGCAAGUCGGAAGACUUUUGGAACAAAAAAAUGCAGUAAACUUAUACUGUGUUGAACAUGGUAGGGUUGAUUCUCUUCAAUCUAAUGAAUGGGUCAUUGUAAAGAACCUCACAUCCAUGUUGACAUUUUUUUAUGAAGCCACCCUUGAGUUAUCAUUUGAUAAUGCUUGCAUUUCGAUUGUCAUACCUUUGAUAUCAUUAUUAAACCGGAAAUUGCAAGUUCGCUGUGAAAGUGACAACGAAAUGAUGACCAACAUGAAAAAUUCACUAUACGAGUCCAUGAACAUCAGAUUUUCUUCAUUGAAAAAACUCCCUUCGUUGAUGGUAACUACAAUACUGGACCCAAGGUUCAAGUCUAAAUACCUCAAUUCCAAUGAAGUGGACAUUGCUGUUACAGAGCUAAUAUCUUUCUUGACUAAGUCUGAAGACAGCAUGCAAUCAUCCCGCAGCACUGAUAACGCCAAUGAUUCUUCGGCUUCAACUACAUGCGUCUCGCAGACUCACCACAUACAGCAAAAAAAAGAAAGUCUUUGGGAUGUGCACGAUGAUAAUACGUCUAGUCAUACAGAGACUACAGAAUCUGAAGAAGACAUAAAACACUUUCUGAAAGAAAAGAUUCAGUCUUACCUGUCGGAGCCAUUAUUAAUUACAACGCAUUGCUGACAUAUACAGUUAUUGGAACAGCAGUCCAUAUCCUAUAUUGAGAAGUGCAGUUUUAAAAUA
Molecule: messenger RNA, 4657 nt
Organism: Spodoptera frugiperda (fall armyworm)
Lineage: Eukaryota; Metazoa; Arthropoda; Insecta; Lepidoptera; Noctuidae
Product: zinc finger BED domain-containing protein 4-like
Exons: 1
Coding region: 3665-4597 (310 amino acids)
Source: RefSeq, a predicted model, not a curated record